AUGGAAGUUUCACCUACCGCGGCCAACGUUGGGGAUUUCGCUAUCUACCUGCCGCCAUUUAUUCGGUCCCGACCCGACCUAUGGUUUCCACAGGCGGAAUCGCAAUUCUCCUUAGGCGGCAUCACUACCCAAUCGAUUAGGUACCAUCACAUCUCGUCCGUCGUUUGCGAGGACGUGCUACUCGAGGCCAGCGACGUCCUCAGCUCACCUCCAUUAGAAGAUCCCUACGACGCCCUUAAGCGUGCUAUUAUCAGCAUAGUUCAUCCUUCCGAUCGUCAGCGGCUGCACGAGCUCUUCUCAAAGGAGCCCUUGGGAGACCGCAAGCCUUCACAGCUCGUCAGACACAUGAAACAAAUCCUCGGAACGGCUCCUUUUGACGACAAGCUCUUUCGUGAGCUCUUACUCUCAAAACUUCCUCAUGCCGUCCAGCUGGCACUGUCUGUUCCGGAAGAGACCUGUAUUGCGGCCGUGGCUACGCGAUGA
This is a messenger RNA of Ornithodoros turicata, 483 nucleotides long. RefSeq lists its product as uncharacterized. The record is from RefSeq and is a predicted model, not a curated record. NCBI's taxonomy places the organism in Eukaryota, Metazoa, Arthropoda, Arachnida, Ixodida, Argasidae. The transcript has a single exon. Bases 1 to 483 code for a protein of 160 amino acids.